Molecule: messenger RNA, 618 nt
Organism: Paramecium octaurelia
Lineage: Eukaryota; Ciliophora; Oligohymenophorea; Peniculida; Parameciidae
Source: the annotation of a GenBank genome assembly
AUGAAAAGGUAUGUACCGGUGUAAAGUGCAGAUGAAGAUUCUAUUAGAUAGCCUUAAGCUGUCAAGCAGUUAGAUAUCUAUGAUAAAAUCGAGUAAUGGGGAGAGUGGCUAUGGGUUAAAGCCUAAGCUGUGAUGUGGAUUUCAGCAGCCACUGGAAUAGUUUAUUAUUCAAACUUUUUUAAAUAAUUGUUUCACAAUCAAAAUAUCAAUGAGUAAUCAACAACAAUCAAAUUAGAUUAUUUCUCACAUUUGCAUUAUUAUUUAUUGGCAUGAGCAUAAGUUUAUCAUUAUAUGUUGCAUUUUAUUUGCCUUUCAUAAAAGGUGUGACUGAGGAUAUCGAAACCUAUAAUCCAAAAGCUAUACAAUUAGGUGCCUUUGCUGGAUUUAUGAGCUUCAUAACGUAUAUAGAUGUUGCUUAUGCUUAUUAGUCUAACAAUCGCUAUAUGGCCUGUGUUCGGAUGGUGGAGUUUCCCUAUGUUAUUUGCAAUGUUAUUGGGCUUCAUUAACACAGGACACUUCUUGCCAAAUCAUUAGCUAAGUGGUGUCCUUUUUGGAGCAAUUUUUAUUGGAGCCUUCUUCUCACAUUAUUAUAUUGAUCAUGAUGGUUAUAUGCAUUGA